CCGUGCCAUCUGUAGGAGCGGGAGCCAAGCGUGAGAGCUUUGCCGCUUGUCCGUACCUAGGGGCGCAUCGCAUCGCCUGUGCAGUCGAGAACGCAAUUGUCUUUGGCUACUCGGGAUUUAUAUUAUCCUCCUCUCCUCCAAUCUUCUCCUUGCUCGCUCCUGCGUUCCCUGCAAGCAAAGCAAAAGAGUUACUCCACCAUGGACUUGUUGUCCUUGGCUCAGAUGCAGCAAAGGCCUGAGGAUCCAUAUUUACCUCCAGGCUUCCGGUUUCAUCCCACGGACGAAGAGCUGGUGUACUACCUGACCAGGAAAGUUCUCUUCAGUAGCUUUAGAAUCAGUGCAAUUGCCGAAGUUGACCUCAACAAGUGCGAGCCUUGGGAUCUGCCGUCCAAAGCGAGCAUGGGAGAGAAGGAAUGGUACUUCUACACUCUAAGAGACCGGAAGUAUCCGACUGGAAUGAGGACCAACAGGGCCACUGAAGCUGGAUACUGGAAGGCAACCGGGAAGGACCGAAACAUAAACAGCUCUCGGACGUCCUGUCUGGUGGGUAUGAAGAAAACUCUCGUCUUCUACAGGGGAAGAGCUCCAAAGGGGCUCAAGAGCAACUGGAUCAUGCACGAAUACCGCCUGGAAGGGGAACUGCUUUUCUUCAACUGCUCACAGGAUUCCGAAUGGGUGAUAUGUCGCGUUUUCCAGAAGUUCCCCGGCAGCAAAAAGGCGCUGAGGGAAUCCAGCAACCUCGCCAGGGACCCGCACUAUGUGAUAGGGGCUCAGCAAGUUCACACCUCACUGCCUCCCCUGCGAGACGACUCCCCUCACGUUACAGUCACCGAAGAAGCUGUUGCUGAUAGUAGCGAGACGAGCCAGAACGACCAGGUCCCAAGCUUCUCUGACACUUCCUUCCUCAAGGAGCAAAGGCACAACGCCUGGCAGCCCCGAGUACAAGUCGCGGCUGCCGAUACUAAUCCAGACACAAUGCUGCACCACCCCUCUAUAGCAGCAGCAGCAGCAGCAGCAGCACCGCCUGACAUUAGCGAAUUAAAGCUUCCAACUUGUUUCGCGGCUCAAGCCAACCUUGGCAGCUUACCAGCACUCGAAUCGUACACCUUCACCACCACCGGUAACUUCUCCAAGCCAAGGCCCGACUUCUCAACGUUUCACCACCUCCAAAACCAGCCCAGCCAACCUCUCGUCCCGGACAUUAACUCGCUCAAGGCUCUCGACCAGUUUUCACGGUCGCUGAGCGGUCCAUACUCGGUGGCCAAAGCUGGCAUACGGGCGUGCAAGGUGGAGCCCAAGUCCGCACCGCCGAUGCAUCAACCCGUGUACCAGCCCAUGGACGUAAACACCGCCGGAUGGUUGAACGAGAGUCACCCUCACUACCUUGCUCUGUGCACCACCACUCUUCAGCAAAACUUCCCCUCCGGAGCUUCGUUCUCUCUCACGGAUUCCGCUGGCACCGACGAAGUCCCACCGAAUCUCUACCGAGCGGUUGCUCCGUCGUCUUCGUCGGCGGAAAUGGACACGCUGUGGAGUUACUGACAGAGGCCUCUUGUCGACUUGAGAUUCGGACGGUAACAAACAACGCUCGCGUCGACCAGCGGAUGUCGAGAGCAGCGACGACGAUUCACAACCGACUGAAGUUCCAGGCUCCAACUGGACCGAAUGGAUCCCUGUUAUGUAAGUACCUAUCACCGCAUCGAAUUUCCCGUUGUGAGUUCUGGACCGCAGAGGCUUGCUCAAGGAUAAAAACAAGAAAAAAAACAGUCCAAAGCACCUGGAUUUGCAGCAGCAACAAAACCGCUGUGUGUACCAUUGAGUGUAUUUUUCAUGUUUUGAGAGAAACCAACUUCUUUCCUAGUAA
Selaginella moellendorffii is the source of this 1864-nucleotide messenger RNA. Its product is annotated as NAC domain-containing protein 21/22. The transcript has 3 exons. Gene Ontology annotation, biological process: regulation of DNA-templated transcription. Bases 199 to 1542 code for a protein of 447 amino acids. The record is from RefSeq and is a predicted model, not a curated record. Gene Ontology annotation, molecular function: DNA binding. Lineage: Eukaryota; Viridiplantae; Streptophyta; Lycopodiopsida; Selaginellales; Selaginellaceae.